This is a messenger RNA of Saccharomycodes ludwigii, 3882 nucleotides long. It is a transcript of the gene SET5, whose product is annotated as S-adenosylmethionine-dependent methyltransferase. Lineage: Eukaryota; Fungi; Ascomycota; Saccharomycetes; Saccharomycodales; Saccharomycodaceae. The transcript has a single exon. Bases 1 to 3882 code for a protein of 1293 amino acids. The record is from RefSeq and is a predicted model, not a curated record.
AUGGGCAAGAAAGACAGAACUAUUGUUGAAACCGUUGUCUUAAAUGAUAUAAAAAAUGUGAAGAAGAAGGAAAAGUUAAUGACUGUCAAGGUGGAUCCGAAAUUAGCCAAAACAAGGGCUAAAAGUAAGAAAAUUGGACUUUCUCUUAGUAGAAAAUCAAGUCGUGGUAGCAACUCCAGCGAUGAUUCAAGUGAUGAUUCAAGUGAAGACUCCAGUGAUGAUGAUAAAAAGAAAAGAAAGCCCAAAAAAACUCUGCUAGUUGAUGCUAAAAAGGCACUGCCGUCCGCUGAGUCGAAGUUGGUCGAAGAAGUUUUAUCGUAUUUCCAAGAAAUUCCAGAAUGUCAAGAUUAUUCUGCUGAAGAACUGUAUCAAAUAUAUCUUGAGAAAAACGAUCCCAAUUUCAAUUCCAAGAACGUUAAUCCUUUUUCAAGAUCAAAUAAUACGUAUGGCAGUCGUAGUAGUAGCGGUGGUUUAGGCUCUCCAAUUCCUCCAAUUACCCCUAUUUCCCCCAUCUCUCCAAUCUCUCCUGUCUCUCCUAUCUCCAAUCCAUCGAUAUCCCCCUUUGCUCUGCCCCUGCCCAUCGAUUCUAGAAAACAUGGGUCUCGUAAUAAUUCCAAGACUUUACCCUUUAACAAGUUUGAAAAAUUAUUGAUCACACACAAUAUUAUAUACUCUAAAAAAUGCUUUUAUUAUUCUAACCAAAUAAGAGUCGCUAAACAAUACCAAGAGCCUGAUUUAUCGAAGGAAAACCAAGCCAAUCCAGAAAACAAGUUGUAUUCUGACCCAUUCCAAAUAGUUGUUGAUCCCAACUUUAAUUCUAGGGACUCAAACACCAAUACCAAUAGAAAACAAAAACCUUUGAAAAUAGUUGCCACCAGAGACAUCAAGAAGAAUGACUUGGUGUUUUACGAUGUUCCAGAUCCCAUAUUAUUUGUUCCACCCUUGGAUAAAUUAACAGUCAUGCGGUUAGGAUACGCUUGUAGCACUUGUGGUAAUUCUACCGUCAAUCAAUCUACCCACUAUACUAUGGUUCACGGUUUAGAUUGUUCCGAGUGUGACAAUAUCUGGUGUAGUCCGCAAUGUUUCAAAAUGGGUUAUGCCUUUCAUAAACAAGUCACACAUCCUGCUAUGAAACAUCUUCCUAUGGCUGCUGUUGCUUUCAACAAAGAUAAGGUGCAGCAAAGGUAUAACUCUCCAACGCAUUUUUCAAUUGAUGGUAAAGCUUGGAUAGAGUUUGAGGAUUUUUGUAUUGUUCAUUGUUGGGUUGGUGGUUACGUUAUUGGUUGCUUGAUUGCCAGAUUCAAAACAUUUGAUAUCCUUUACCAGAAGUUUCCAGUUAUAGACCAAAGAACUAGGGUCAGAGCCAUGGAUUCUGUAGGUCCAAACGGCGCGUUCGAUAAAAAGGAAUUGUUACCCGAAAAUGGUACAGAAGUGGAAUUGAAUAUGAUUUACGAAAGUGGGUUCCGUCAUAUGUACAAAUGUUUCCCAGGUAUUAAUAUGCAAUUUGCCCAGUAUAUGGAAUUGGUAGGUACUUUUAAUAUUAAUAAUUAUGAUGGUCAGCUAUAUCCUUUGUAUUCCUUUUUAAACCACGAUUGUGAACCAAAUACUCGGAUUGUUAAAAUUGAUAACAAUGAGGACCAUUUAUACGAAGAUUUUGACGAUAGUGAUAUUGAAGAAGAAAUUUUAAAGACUGAAAUCUUGAAAAAUAACCCUAAUAUUUCUGAUUUGGGGUUUACUGAUAGCAGUUAUUUAUACACCGAUAUUGACACAGAUACUGAUUUUGAACAAUUGUUAGAAAAAAGCACCAGAGGGGAUAGAAGUGAAAAUUCGUCUUUACUUGACAUAAUUGAAGAAGAUGAAUCAAUUGAUAAAGGGCGUUUAACUAAUAAGCUUGUAAAUGUUGAUGGUGUGCCUUACGACAAUAGUUCAGAAAGCAACAGCGAUCAAUCUUACACGACAGAAAAGGAGGAAUCUCUUACCCCAGAUUGGAUAGAUGAAAAAUAUGAAGUUCACAAGCAUUAUAAGUUUGGUGUUUAUACAGAGGGUUUUAUAACUGAUAGUAGUGAAGAAGAGGAAGAAUCCAGCAGUGAAUCAUCAUCUUCGUCAUCAGACAGUAGCGGUGAUUCCUCGUCAGAUAGCAGCCUUAGUGAGCCUGUUGAAGGGUUGGCCAUCACAACCGAUAAUUUUAUCGCUUUUUUGGCCAAUGAAGACGAGGACGGGUACACCUCUCAAGGUCCUUCGAUCCCUGAGAAGUUAAAAUUGAAAAAAAAGAAGAAGAGCCAUGCUAAAAAAGUUGAUGAUGACAAAGCUCAUACCAAUGAAGAAAUGGAAAAAAUAUUGCGUAAGAAGAAGCGUAGAAAGCACAAACACAGAAAACAUCGUAGCAGUUCCAGUCGUCGUCAUCACCGUCAUCGGACGCACUCUCAUAAAAACUUGGAUCCUAGUGAACAGCCAGCUACUAAGAACAACAGUGUUAGUAUCACAAAUGAUUAUGCCACCACUGAAGCACCACCUUCACUUGAUCAGGAAAUGGAGCAUCACCAAUUGAGACAUGCUUCUCCACCACAAAUGAAGUCUAUUUCUGAUUUCCGUAGCUCCAGCGAUGAAGGUUUCCAAAGGGAUGAUCGUUUCGGUCCCGUUCCACCAUCUGGUCCCCAUCAAUUACAGCAACAACAUAGCUUUAACGAUUUUAGAGAAUUGCCCUCUAUGCAACAAAAUGGUUUCAAUGAAAUGAACAAUGCGGGUGAUUUCAGAGGUAAUCAACAAAUGAUGUACCCUAAUGGUAACUUUAACGAUGGUCAAAGCCCUAAUGGCUUUGGGAGUCCCAAUCCGAAUGGCUAUGGUAUUAAUAGCAGACCUGAUAUUCAAACUGUAGGAGAUUUCCAAGGUCAAGGCCAGGGCCAAUACUACCAACAAAAUGGGUAUGUAGAUCCACAACAACAGCAAUACAUGGGGCAAGGACAAUAUCCAUAUCCUGAACAAAAUGAUAACAAUGGUUAUGUACAGAAUGGUAAUUUCCAAGAGAAUAAUUCACAGGUGCCUCUUAGACAGGUCAACUCGUAUGAUUCUGCCGAGAGACAGAUGCACGAGGAGGUUCAAAAGUCUUCAAAGAAAAAAAACGGUAGCAAAGUGAGAACUUUGGGUAGAAGCAAGAGUAUUGGUCCUGAAAUUACGAAAAGGAAUCAAAAAAUUAAUCCGGCGUCUGAUGAGGAAUAUGCCGAGGAGGAGUAUUCUGACUUUGAGACCGAGCCUUAUAAUAGUGCUGGAAAGUCCAUGGUUCAAUUGGCGGAAGAAAAUGCUAAAAGGGAGAAGCUCAGAAAAGAAAAGCAUAAGGAUUAUAUAAAUAAUGAACGUACUACUGACAGAAAUACCGCUUUGAACUGUAAACCUUCCACUAACGUGAAAAAUAAAAAUGUUCGUAAUAAUUCACUUAACAAAACUAAACCCGAAUUUGGUUUAAAGGUGUAUGCCAGAAAAAACAUUAAAGCAGGGGAUGAGUUGACUGUGUCGUUGGUUAACCCUCUACAUAACGUGCACCUGAGAAAAAGAGAAUUAAGAGUUAACUAUGGGUUCGACUGUGAAUGUACCAGAUGUGUUAAAGAGUUGGUGUAUAGAAAAUCCAAGCAUGCCGAAAAGAAUAAGAAGGGUUCGAGUUUACUGGUAAGGAAAAUUACUACCAAUGAACAAAAGCAACCUGAAACUAAAAAUAAACAUGGUAAGAAGAAACCAGUUAUUAGGACUGAUAUUCCAGAUGUGCAUAAAGUUUUAAGAACUGGUAAGAAAAUUGAUUUGGAAUUUAGCGACGAAUUUGAAGCUUACCGUAUUAAGAAUGCAGCAAUUAGAUUUGAUAAUAAAGUUGUGGUUUACAGUGAGAGAUACUAG